This is a messenger RNA of Oxyura jamaicensis (ruddy duck), 2755 nucleotides long. RefSeq names its product ubiquitin carboxyl-terminal hydrolase CYLD-like. Gene Ontology annotation, cellular component: cytosol. Gene Ontology annotation, molecular function: K63-linked deubiquitinase activity; cysteine-type deubiquitinase activity. Gene Ontology annotation, biological process: protein K63-linked deubiquitination. The transcript is spliced from 14 exons. Bases 31 to 2388 code for a protein of 785 amino acids. The record is from RefSeq and is a predicted model, not a curated record. Lineage: Eukaryota; Metazoa; Chordata; Aves; Anseriformes; Anatidae.
UCCCGUUCCUCACAACUCAGGGCAGCGACGAUGAGCCUCCGGCCUUCGGCAGGGGACGGCAACUGCUACUACAUCCUGACCGAAGGCUUCGCCUACGGCAGCAAGUACUUCAAAUCCGGGAACAUGUGCUUCUGCAGCGAGAGGAGCUACCUGCGCAGCUUCGCCGACAGGCCCUCGGCUCGUUUCCUCAAAGUCGUCAUGCUGGACGACGGCUCCGCCGUCACCAUCAACGUGGAAAUCCUGCAGCCGGUGUGCAGGGAGGUGGCCGCCCUCCUCCUGGGCGUCGGCAACCCCAGCGAACGCUUGGACUGCUUCCUGGAGAGGCUGAGCCUCGAGGCAGCGCUGCAAGCCGGGCCUGGCCGGAAGGUGACGGUGGAGAUCGACCGGCGGCGCUUCCCUGGCGUCAUCCGCUACGUGGGGAGCAUCCACAAAAGCGCCACGGCUGCCUUGUCCCCGGUCUUCUUCGGGGUGGAGUUACAGGGCGAGGGGGAAGACAGAGGGCGCAGCGACGGAUCGUACCACAGCACGGAAUAUUUCAAGUGUAAGCCGAACUGCGGGAUCUUCCUGCCCUUCAGCAGGGUCCAGUUCGCUCCCGGCCCGGAUAACGACUACGGGAAGCAGAAGGCAAAAGCGGAAGCGGAGGAGGUGGUGCCUGUGAAGGUGGGAGACGCGGUUAGCUUCUACGUGGACGGGGUCCUCACGAAAGGAAUAGCGAUGGCAGUUUACAGGGAGGGAUCCCAGUGGUUCGUUAAAGUCUGCCCGGAAGAAGAGGGAACAACUGACAUCUUCCGAGAAAUCCCCAUGGACUCCGUGGUGAAGGAAAACUUGCUUUCUCAGGGUGUUUUUUCAACGUUCGAACCCGACGUGGGCUCGGGGCACUCGAAGCAGGUGAAGCGGCAGGCGAGCGGGAGCGGCGAGGAGUGCGAAAGCGGGAACCCGCCCUUGGAGGUGAACUCCCUGGUGCAGAUCACCUUGGACAAGGGAAAUCAGGUGUUCGGAAUCAUCCGCUGGCUGGGGUACCUACCCCAGAUCAAGCACAAGAUGGCGGGAGUUGAGCUGGAUGAAGAUAAGGGGGUCACUGCUGGCGAGUGGCUGGGCAAAUAUUACUUCCACUGCGCUCCGAAGCGCGGCCUCUUCGUGAAGCUGCAGUCCUGCCAGCCCGACGUUCGCUUCCAGUGUUCGCGCGGCAGCGACCUGAACCUCGUGGACGACAGUGCCCAGGAAGCUCUUCCCCACGCUCCCGUCAAUUUUCCUCCCCUCAGGGACGAGGAAGCCGUGUCCGUCCUGCGAGGGCGGAUGAAAGGGAUCCAAGGCCACUGCAACUCCUGCUACAUGGAUGCAGCUCUCUUCAGCCUCUUCUCCUGCACCUCCGUCCUGGACUCCAUGCUCUUCACGCCUUUCACGCUGUGCGACAGGAACGUGCAGGACAUUCUGCGGGAGGAGAUCGUUAACCCCCUCCGAAAGACCGGCUUCGUCAAGGCUCGCAGCGUGAUGCACCUCAGGGAGCAGUUAACCGAGAAGGGCAAAUGCUCGAGCUUUACCAACGCUGAGAAAGAUCCCGAGGAGUUCCUCAGCCUCAUAAUGCAGAAGAUCCUGGGCAUAGAGCCGCUCCUGAAACUGCAGUCUGGAGGCCACGAGGGACUGGACUGUUACUGCUACCAGAUAUUUAUGGACAAGCAGGAGGACCUGGUGGUUCCUGAUGUACAGCAGCUGGUGGAACAUUCCUUCCUGACCUACGACCAGAAGCUAGUGGAGAUCCCGUCUUGCUUCAUUAUCCAAAUGCCGCGAUUCGGCAAGGAAUACAAAAUGUUCAGCAAGAUCAUCCCUUCCUUAGAGCUGGAUAUCACCGACCUGCUGCUCGACAGUCCCAGGGAGUGCUGCGUGUGCGGCGACGUCGCCACCCUGGAGUGCUCGGGGUGUUUCAAAGACAAGAUAUUUGCACCUACGGGCCUGAAGCAGUUCUGCAGCACCUGCUCCAAACAGGUUCACUCCCACUACCGCCGCAAAGCCCACAAGCCGACCAGGCUGCACGUCCCAGAGGAGUUUCAGUGCCGGAGCCCCCAGGGUAGCCAACGGGUCCCCCGCGAGAAGAUGGAGCUCUUCGCCGUGCUCUGCAUCGAGACCAGUCACUACGUCUCCUUCGUUAAGUACGGCCCCGAGAACGAGCACUGGAUGUUCUUCGAUAGCAUGGCUGACAGGCACGGUGAUGCGAACGGCUUCAACAUUCCCACGGUGACGCUGUGCCCCGAAGUUGCCAAAUACCUGGACUUGCCGCUGGCUGCGCUGGCCCUGGAGCAGCCCCGGGACAUGGACGGGGUGGCCAAACGCCUCUUCUGCGACGCCUACAUGUACAUGUACCAGAGCAAGAAGAUGGCUCUUUACAAGUGACGCCGGCUUGGGCUGGGUUCAGGGACGUGGGCUUGGGGUGGCCCCGCAGCCUGUAACGGGUGAAAGGGGCCCGAGUCUGGGUGCACCCAGCUUGCACUUCUGCCUCUUCUUGCCUCUUCUUACCUCUUCCAGUGUCCUCAGGCUAGCAACGUGAGCCUGGCUGGCUUUGUAAAUCCCACGCCAGGCUUUAUCGAGACAUAGUCGGUACUUCCUGCAGGCCUGGACUCGGGAAUUCCUUACGCUCAAAUUCGCUUCCAUUCCUACCUUCCUUCUUCCUACCUCCUUCCUCCGCAGGUACUCUGCAGCUCUGCCCUACCUCAGCGUCCUCCCCACGCCCUUUCCCUCCCACGCCCAGGACCAGCAUCUC